AUGUACCAUGACAUUAAUAGCAUACCUCUGAUUGUCUUGCAGCAAAUUCCAGAUGUGUCUCCAACAGGAAAAUUCACAACUCUCUUGCCUUUGAUGAUUAUUCUCAUCUUUUCAGCCAUCAAAGAGAUUGUAGAAGAUUAUAAACGACACAUAGCAGAUAAAAAAGUUAAUACAAAGAAUACAGUAGUGUUAAGACAAGAUUCAUGGCAUGUGAUUAAGUGGGAAGAGGUGAACGUGGGUGACAUUGUGAAGGCCUUCAACGGGGAGUUCCUUACUGCAGACAUGGUCCUGAUUUCUUCCAGUGAGCCUCAGUCGAUGUGUUACAUAGAAACAUCUAACCUGGAUGGAGAGACUAACCUAAAGAUAUGGCAGGAUUUUCAUGGGAGCAUCUUUUAUGUAGCGAGUCAGCGGAUGCUGGAGAGGAAGAAGGCAAGGAAACAUUGCCAGGUUCCAGUUCGGCCCCACCAGGUCUUGCUAAGAGGUACCCAGCUUAGAAAUACUCAGUGGGUCAUUGGUAUAGUUGUUUACACUAGAUUUGAAACCAAACUCUUGCAGUUAGCAUCAUCUAAUUCCGUCAAGUCACCUCUGAAGAGAUCAAAUGCUGAGAAGGUGACCAGUGUGCAAAUCCUCAUUUUGUUCCUGGUGCUUCUGGUCAUGUCCGGGAGCUGUGUGAGGACCACGCUCUGGAGUCAAAUGUUUGGCACAGACAUUUGGUAUAUGAGGAAGGGUGACUUCCACAACCUUGGCUUUGACCUUCUGGUGUUCAUCAUCCUGUGCCACAACCUCAUCCCCAUCAGUCUGCUGGUCACUCUGGAAGUUGUGAAAUAUGUCCAGGCCCUGUUCAUAAACUGGGAUGAAGACAUGCACUACAGAGUCAAUAAUGUCUACGCCAUGGCCAGGACAUCCAAUCUCAAUGAGGAGCUUGGGCAGGUGAAAUACUUAUUUUCUGAUAAAACAGGAACCCUCACCUGCAAUAUUAUGACAUUUAAGAAGUGCACCAUUGCAGGUAUAAUUUAUGGGUGUUUUUAUUGCCUUACUCUUCAGACACCUUCUUCCAGCACAGAGCCCUUUGAAUUUGACCCCCGACUAGUGGAAAACUUUGAGAAUGGCCAUGACACAGUGAUUUAUGAGAGACUUUCAAAAGAUUCUCUGUUUGUGCAGGAGACAUUAGCCCAUCUGGAACAUUUUGCCAGAGAAGGUCUGAGAACUCUCUGUGUGGCUUACACUGACCUAACUGAGAAAGAAUACAAGGUGUGAUUGGAGAAGUAUAAAAAAGCAAGUCUAGUUCUACAAAACAGAAUUCAAAAAGUGAAAGAAUGCUAUGAUAGUGUUGAAAAGAAUUUUCUGCUGCUUGGAGCCACAGCCCUUGAAGACCGUCUUCAAGCACGUUUUCCAGAAACUAAAACUUUACUGAAAGCAGACAUAAGAAUAUGGGUCUUGACAGGAGACAAACAAGAAACGGCAAUUAACAUAGCAUAUUUCUGCAAACUGAUAUCAGGUCAAAUGCCUCGUAUUCACUUGAAGACAAAUUCAUUUGAGGUAACACAACAAGCAAUCAAUCAGAACUGUCAAGAUCUUGAACACUUUAAAGAAAAUGAUCUGGCCCUAAUCGUUGAUGGUGAAAUAUUGAAGUAUGCCCUCAAUUUUCCAAUUAAGAAGAAGUUUCUAACUUUGGCCCUCUCAUGUAGAACAGUAUUAUGUUGUAGGCUCUCUCCCAUCCAGAAGGCUGAAAUAGUGGACACUGUCAAAAGGCAUGUAAAUGCUACCACCUUCGCCAUCAGGGACGGUGCCAAUGACGUUGGAAUGAUCCAGAUGGCCCACAUAGGCAUGGCAAUCAGCGGGAACGAGGGCAUACGGGCCACCAACAACUCGGAUUACACCAUCACACAGUUUAGCUACUUGGAGAAGCUUUUGUUGGUUCAUGGAGCUUGGAAUUAUUAUCGAGUGACCAAAUGCAUAUUGUAUUCUUUCUCCAAGAAUGUAGUACUAUAUGUCAUCGGGCUUUGGUUCACCUUUUUUAAUGGAUUUUCUGGGCAGAUUUUAUUUGAACGUUGGUGUAUCAGCCUGUACAAUGUGAUUUUCACUUCAUUACCACCUUUAAUUCUGGGAAUCUUUGAAAAGUGUAGCAGUCAGGAGAGCCUGCUUAAGUAUCCUCAACUCUAAGUUUCUCAAGCAGGGAACACUUUCAACACAAAGAUGUUCUGGAUUCAUUGUGUAAAUGCUGUGGUCCACUCUUUCAUUCUCUUCUGGUUCCCCACAAAAAUGCUGGAGAAUGAUACUGUCUUACAACGUGGUUAUACUACAGACUAUUUGUUUCUUGGAAUUCUGGUAUAUCUUUAUGUGGUUGUUACUGUUUGUCUGAAAGCUGGAUUGGAGAUAAAGUGA
Carlito syrichta (Philippine tarsier) is the source of this 2385-nucleotide messenger RNA. Its product is annotated as phospholipid-transporting ATPase IB-like. Gene Ontology annotation, biological process: phospholipid translocation; neuron development. Gene Ontology annotation, molecular function: ATP binding; magnesium ion binding; ATPase-coupled intramembrane lipid carrier activity. Gene Ontology annotation, cellular component: plasma membrane. The record is from RefSeq and is a predicted model, not a curated record. Lineage: Eukaryota; Metazoa; Chordata; Mammalia; Primates; Tarsiidae.